CACGUGAUCAGCGGUGUCCAAUGACACGCUGAUCACAGGGAAAUGCAAGUGCCGGUUCUCGGCUGCACUUUCCUCACGCUGUCAGAUCGUGAGGAAAGUACUGCCGAGAACCGGCAGUUGUCAGAGCGAGGAUCGGCACCGAUCAUCAGGGCCACUGAUGAUCAGUGCCCUGAUGAUCGGUGCCCAGCAGUGCCACCCACAAUUGCCGGUUAUCGGCUGCACUUUCCUCACACUGUCACAGCAUGAGGAAAGUACUGCUGAUAACCGGCAAUUGU
Molecule: messenger RNA, 275 nt
Organism: Staurois parvus
Lineage: Eukaryota; Metazoa; Chordata; Amphibia; Anura; Ranidae
Source: the annotation of a GenBank genome assembly